Molecule: messenger RNA, 2911 nt
Organism: Closterium sp. NIES-67
Lineage: Eukaryota; Viridiplantae; Streptophyta; Zygnematophyceae; Desmidiales; Closteriaceae
Source: the annotation of a GenBank genome assembly
AGUAGGGAAAGGAGGACGAGUGCACGGCGAAGCUACGAAGCCAGGGUAGACCAGCGCGGAGCUGAGGUUCUUAGCGGCCAGCCGAUCACGGUGCACAAACCGUGGGAGAGAACUAGCUUGGUGAAGUUACGUGGGCUGUGAGACGUGGAUUGUGGGGAGAUUUCAGUGCGCAGCAAUUGGUCAAGCUAGAGUGACUUUCUCCAUUACUGACAGCCAUUCACCUGAACGCUUCCAUGGCGUGCUUAUCAUCUCAGCCGUCGAUCUCUGCGAGAUCCAUGGCUGCAGAAUUCUCCGCCGUCCGAUCAUCCCCGUCGAAUUUACUAACUACCACUGCGUCGUCGAUCUCACCCGUCCAAUCUACUCAGCCGCUGCAAGAUGCCAGAUGCAAAUUGCGAUGCCGAGUCGGCCGCAAUUCGACCCGUGCUGUCCCGUCGAAGCGCCUCUCACUUCGCCGUUUCUCAGUCGAAGGCACGUCCGCUGAAUCGCCGGCCCGAAGACACGUGGCAUCGCACCAUUCGCCGUCGCGAUCCCGCCACGUGUGCAGCUCAUCUCGACACGGCAACGGCGCGAUCGUGCAAGAGGAUGCGGGGGGCGAGAAGGGAGAAGAGGAGAGGGAGAAGGGCAACGCCGGCAAGAGACGGGUUCUGGCCGAGGACGUCAAAACGGCCGCUACUAAUAGUAGCCUUGACACCGCAGAGGUUGCGGCGGGAGCUCCCGCGCUGAGCGCGGCGGAAAGGGAUGCGCGGAUCGAGGAGAUGGGCGGAAUGGCGGUGAUGCAACGCGCGCCAGCGACGGAGCCCGGCCACAAGCGUAGCAGCAGCAGCGCUGCGCAUAUUCUGGACGCGCACACUCUGACUCAAGCUGAGCCCCGUCGGCAAUCGCAGGGUCAUGUGCCACCCUCUGAAAUGAUCGAGACCGCAACCGCCGAUGCGCAUAGUGCGGGCAGCGAGCACGCCGCGGCGGGAGGGUUCGGCGCGCCGCUGUGGGCGGACAUUCGGCGGAAGGUGCCACAUAUGGGGAGCGACGUGCGCGACGGGCUGCACCCCGCCGCCGCUGCGAGCACGAUGUUCCUCUUCUUCGCGUGCCUCACGCCGUGCAUCGCGUUCGGCGGCCUGACAGCCGCGCAGACAGGUGGCGCCAUCGGAGUGGUUGAGACGAUCCUCGGGACUGCGAUAUCCGGCGUGGUCUACGCCUUGUUUUCCGGACAGCCGCUCACGCUGCUGGGCCCCACGGGCCUCGUCGUCGUCUUCACAGGGCUGCUCUACAAGUCCGCAGCCGCGCUCUCGCUGCCCUUCCUGCCCGUGUACGCGUGGGUGAGCGUGUGGUCCGCCGCCUUCCUGCUCGUGCUUUCGCUUACCGGCGCCAGCGACCUGAUUCGUCUGUUCACUCGGUUCACGGACGAGACCUUCUCGCUGCUCAUCUCCCUUGGCUUCAUCGCCGAGCCCUGCAAGAAACUGGCCGCCAAUUUCGCAGCGGCAGCAGCGGCAGCCACGGCAGCCGGGGCAGCAACUGCAAUGACUGCUGCUAGCAGCAGCAGCGCCAUGGGAGGGGGAGGGAUGAUGACCUCUAGCGUGGCUCUGCUCUCCAUGUUUGUGGCCGUCGCCACGUGGCGACUCACCUCCUUCCUCUCCACGUUCCGCGAGUCCCCCUACCUCACCCACCCCCUCCGCGCCCUCCUCUCCGACUUCGCCGCGCCCAUCGCCAUCCUCCUCAUGUCCGCGCUCCCCUCACUCCUCCUCCCCUCCGUGCCCCUCCCCACCCUCUCCGCCCCCGCCCACAUCGUCACCACAAGCGGCCGCCCCUGGCUGGUGCCCAUCCUGGGGUCCCUGCCCCCCUGGGCCAUGCUUCUGUGUGCAGUGCCGGCGGCGCUGCUGACUCUUCUGGUGUUCCUAGACCAGAAUAUCACCACUCGGCUGGUGGAUGCGCCGUCGAAUGGCCUGCGCAAGGGGAGCGGGUACCACCUCGACCUCGCCGUGCUCGCAGUCAUCAUGCUGCUCAGUGCAGCAGUGGGCCUCCCCUGGAUGGUCGCUUCAACCGUCCCCUCCCUCUCGCACGUCCGCUCCCUAGCCUUCACUGAAUCUGCUCCUGCUGCUGCUGCUGCUGCGGCCCCUGCUCUAGCUGCAGCUGCUCUUGCUGCUGCUCCUCCCUCUCCUCCGCAGCAGCGGGUCCGCGAGAACCGGGUGACGGGUGUGGCCAUCCAUGUUUGCAUAGGAGCGUCACUCCUCCUGCUUCCUCUCCUUUCUCAGAUCCCAGUUGCCGUGACCGAGGGUCUUUUCCUCUUUAUGGGUUUCUCCAGUCUGGCCGGCAAUCAGCUCGUUGACAGGCUCAAGCUGGUCGUCACGGACCCCUCGCGCUUCCCUGACUACCCAUUCAUCCGAGGGGUGGCCCGAUCGUCGGUGUAUGGCUUCACAGCGCUGCAGGGUGCAUGCCUGGUGGCGCUCUGGCAGCUCAAGCACAGCAAGCUUGGAAUUUUUUUCCCUCUCCUCAUCCUUGCAUUGAUGCCUAUCCGAAACAUUGUUGCGGGUCGGAUGUUUCCAAGCCCUGACUUGGCUGUCCUCGACGCACACUGAGCUUAUACCAUACCCUCCGCAUGUGCUAUGGCACUAGAGUAUGUGUGAAUUCUCAUGCAUGGUGUAUAAAGGUGAAUGUAACAUUACCGACAGUAGAACAUGCUUGUAAGGAAUUAGUAACUCCUUACCGAGGCUUGCUACAGGGUGUCCAACUCGAACAGUCCCGAAGCAGUGAUAGGGUUCCAGACCUUUCAAUUUGAGCCGCCUGGGCCUUUUCCAGAACUCGCUUUGACAAAUCGAGGCCCUUCGACACCUUUCCAGUAUUGGGCUGAGAAAAGCCCUUAGGAUCUUUUGCAGAGACUAAGUCCCAGCUUGUAGAGACUUGAGACUUGGAGUAGUGC